AAUAGCUCAUUAGCCCCUCACUAAUGUCACAUUUCCACACAACCCCCCAAACCACAAAUAUUAUCAUUACCUAUCCCAAGCGAGAGAAAGAAGAAUCAUCGGUUUCUCCAUCGGCUUGAUGGAGAUCGGACCGGCGACGGAGACGCCGGAGGAGGUGGAGGCGUCCUCCUCCUCUUCGGCGGCGGAUGAGCCAUCGUCUGCGGGUUCUUCUCCUGGAGCGAGCAGUUGUGGCAGCAAUGAUAAUAUUCCUGGUGAUAUUAGUAAUAGGAUGAGCAAGUAUGAGUUGUUGGAUGAAGACGAGGAGGAAGAUGUUUGCCGGAUCUGUCGGAACCCUGGAGACGCUGAAAAUCCUCUGCGGUACCCCUGCGCAUGCAGCGGCAGCAUCAAGUUUGUUCAUCAGGAUUGUCUUCUCCAGUGGCUCAAUCACAGCAAUGCUCGCCAAUGCGAGGUCUGCAAACAUCCUUUUUCCUUUUCCCCGGUUUAUGCUGAUAAUGCGCCAGCAAGGCUUCCUUUUCAGGAGUUCAUCAUCGGGAUAGCUAUGAAAGCCUGCCAUGUCCUGCAAUUUUUUGUACGCCUCAGUUUCGUACUUUCUGUUUGGCUGCUCAUUAUCCCUUUUAUCACCUUUUGGAUUUGGCGAUUGGCAUUUGUUAGAAGUUUUGGUGAAGCCCAAAGACUGUUCCUCAGUCACUUGUCUACAACUGUCAUUCUAACUGACUGUCUACAUGGAUUUCUUCUCUCGGCUAGCAUUGUGUUCAUUUUUCUUGGGGCAACUUCACUCAGAGAUUAUUUUAGACAUUUACGAGAACUUGGAGGACAGGAUGCUGACAGAGAAGAUGAAGGAGAUAGAAAUGGAGCUCGUGCUGCAAGAAGACAAGCUGCUCAAGCCAAUAGGAACAUUGUUGUUGAUGGGAAUGGUGAAGAUGGAGGAGCACAAGGAGUUGUUGUUGCUGGGCAGAUGAUCCGAAGGAAUGCUGAAAAUGUUGCAGCUCGGUGGGAGAUGCAGGCAGCUCGUCUUGAAGCCCAUGUUGAACAGAUGUUUGAUGGUCUGGACGAUGCUGAUGGUGCUGAGGAUGUACCUUUUGAUGAACUGGUUGGCAUGCAGGGACCUGUAUUUCAUCUAGUUGAAAAUGCAUUCACGGUUCUUGCAAGCAAUAUGAUAUUCCUUGGAGUUGUAAUCUUUGUGCCCUUCUCAUUAGGACGUGUUAUACUAUAUUAUCUUUCAUGGCUUUUGUCCUCUGCUACAAGUCCAGUGUUAUCUGCAGUUGUUCCACUGACCGAGUCUGCACUUUCCUUGGCCAAUAUAACACUGAAAAAUGCAUUGACUGCUGUUGUAAAUUUGACAUCUGACAACCAUGAGAAUCUGAAAGUAAAUACAACUGCACAAACUGAGGAUUUCAGCAACAUAAGCUCUAUAAUUGCAGCAGACCUCUUGAAAGUCCAGUCGGCUGGGGCAUCACGACUCUCUGAUGCUACCACUCUUGCUGUUGGUUAUAUUUUCAUAUUUUCACUAGUUAUCUUCUACCUUGGGAUUAUUACCUUAAUUCGGUAUUCUAGAGGAGAGCCUUUGACAAUGGGGAGGUUCUAUGGUGUUGCUUCAUUUGCAGAAACUAUUCCAUCGCUCUUUAGGCAGUUUGUGGCUGCAAUGAGACAUCUGAUGACUAUGAUAAAGGUUGCUUUCCUUCUGGUUAUUGAACUUGGUGUUUUUCCUCUGAUGUGUGGUUGGUGGCUUGAUGUUUGUACUAUAAGGAUGUUUGGGAAGUCAAUUUCACAGAGAGUUGAGUUCUUCUCUGUUUCACCACUGGCAAGCUCCUUGGUUCAUUGGAUUGUAGGAAUUGUUUACAUGCUGCAAAUAAGUAUCUUCGUCAGCCUUCUUCGAGGGGUGCUACGCAAUGGGGUUCUCUAUUUUCUUCGAGAUCCUGCUGAUCCUAAUUACAACCCCUUCCGCGAUCUAAUCGAUGAUCCUGUGCACAAGCAUGCUCGUAGAGUUUUGUUGUCUGUUGCUGUUUACGGUAGUUUGAUUGUGAUGCUGGUAUAUUUGCCAGUUAAACUUGCAAUGCGGAUGGCUCCUUCCAUUUUUCCCCUGGAUAUUUCCAUAUCCGACCCAUUUAGUGCUGACAUGCUUCUCUUUCAAAUAUGCAUUCCAUUUGCUAUCGAGCAUUUUAAACUACGACAUACUCUCAAAUCCCUACUCCGGUAUUGGUUCACUGCUGUUGGCUGGACACUUGGUCUAACAGAUUUUCUACUCCCCAAACUGGAGGAGGAGAAUGCAAAUGGAGAUAUAGGUAGACAGGACAGAGGGCAUGCACAGGCAGGUGGACAGGAACAAGCCCUAGCUCUUGAAGAUGUAAACAGACCAAGGUAUGUGCCUGAAGAUACCAAUUCGGGCGAGGAGUUUGACGGUGAUGAACCAGCUGAUUCAGACCGGUGGGCUUUUGUACUACGCAUCGUGAUAUUGUUGGUGAUGGCUUGGAUGACACUUCUUGUCUUCAACUCUGCAUUAAUAGUUGUGCCCAUUUCACUUGGGCGGGGACUCUUCAAUUCCAUGCCACUUCUCCCAAUAACUCAUGGCAUCAAGUGCAAUGAUUUGUAUGCUUUUGUCAUUGGAAGCUAUGCCGUUUGGACUGCCUCAGCUGGAGCACGGUAUUGUGCUGAGUUUGUGAGAACAAGGAGAACGAGGUUAUUGCUCCACCAGAUCUGGAAAUGGUGUGGCAUUAUUGUCAAGAGUUCUGCACUGUUGUCAAUAUGGAUUUUUGUUAUUCCUGUGCUAAUCGGGCUGCUGUUCGAACUUCUCGUAAUUGUGCCUAUGCGGGUUCCUGUGGAUGAAAGCCCAGUUUUCCUUCUGUAUCAGGAUUGGGCACUAGGACUAAUCUUUCUGAAGAUCUGGACCAGAUUGGUUAUGUUGGAUCACAUGAUGCCACUGAUUGACGAGAGCUGGCGUAUAAAAUUCGAAAGGGUGAGGGAAGAUGGUUUCUCGAGGCUCCAAGGUCUUUGGGUGCUGCGUGAGAUUGUUUCCCCAAUAAUUAUGAAGCUGCUUACUGCAUUAUGUGUUCCCUAUGUUUUAGCUAGAGGGAUCUUCCCAAUAUUGGGGUACCCAUUAGUUGUCAACUCGGCUGUCUAUCGAUUUGCCUGGUUGGGAUGUCUGUUCUUCAGCCUACUGUAUUUCUGUGCCAAGCGUUUCCAUGUCUGGUUCACCAAUCUCCACAAUUCCAUCCGCGAUGAUCGGUAUUUGAUUGGUCGUAGACUCCAUAACUACGGAGAGAACUUAGCCAGACAGGAUGAUUCCGGUGCUGCCCUGGAAAACCAAGAUUCCAUCGGAAACGACACUGAUGUGAAUCAAAAUAAUCAGGAAGCUGCCAAUGUAGGGUUGAGACAGAGGAAUGUUCUUCGCCAAGAUGCUUAAAUCAAAGGUAGGCUGCAUUUCCUGUUACGUCCCAUUUGAUCUAUUUAUAGCGAGUCGAUGCCUCAAUGCAGAGAAGAGGGAGUUCGUGUUUCAGAGUUUCAGGUAACAGAUUGUUAAUGAUGCGCUAAGUUUUGUGAAUAUAACUUUAUGGCUUUUGUUUUAGAAACUUGUGAUUGUACAGAGCCUCUUUUCCUUUGUUUCUUUCUGGUGUCAACAGGUGAGAGUGUAAAAACCUAAUAGGUAAACAUGAUGUUGAUAACAAAUACUUAAUUCAGUUGUGAACUAGUUGGCAUCAAUUUUAAGUGAAAGGGUAUUUGAGCUUUUGCUAUCUUGAAUCACA
Messenger RNA from Sesamum indicum (sesame), 3740 nucleotides. Its product is annotated as putative E3 ubiquitin ligase SUD1. The record is from RefSeq and is a predicted model, not a curated record. Gene Ontology annotation, biological process: ERAD pathway. Lineage: Eukaryota; Viridiplantae; Streptophyta; Magnoliopsida; Lamiales; Pedaliaceae. Gene Ontology annotation, cellular component: endoplasmic reticulum membrane. Gene Ontology annotation, molecular function: zinc ion binding.